UUUAUGGCCACCAACGACCUGAUGAUGGAACUGCAGAAAGAUUCUAUAAAGCUAGAUGAAGACAGCGAGAAAAAAGUUGUGAAAAUGCUUUUGAAAUUGCUGGAGGACAAAAACGGGGAAGUGCAGAACCUCGCUGUGAAGUGCCUGGGCCCGCUGGUUGGCAAAGUGAAGGAGUACCAGGUGGAAACCAUCGUGGAUACGCUCUGUACAAACAUGCUGUCGGACAAGGAACAGCUGAGGGACAUCUCCAGCAUUGGGCUGAAAACUGUCAUCUCAGAGCUGCCGCCAGCUUCUGCAGGCUCUACCAUGACAGCAAACGUGUGCAAGAAGAUCACAGCCCAGCUGACAGGAGCCAUUGGCAGGCAGGAGGACGUGUCUGUGCAGCUGGAGGCGCUCGACAUCCUGUCGGAUAUGUUGAGCAGACUAGGGGGGACACUCUAUUCUUUCCAUUCCUCCAUCCUGAGCUGCCUCCUUCCUCAGCUGACAAGCCCCAGGCUGGCAGUGCGUAAAAGGGCCAUCAUUGCCUUGGGUCACCUCGUCCUGACCUGCAGUGGGAACAUCUUCUCGGAGCUCACAGAGCAUCUGCUUGCUGAGCUGAAGAGGAACGAGUCUACUUCUACCACCAGGACUUACAUCCAGUGUAUAGCUGGCAUCAGCAGGCAGGCUGGCCACCGCAUAGGAGAACAUCUGGAGAAGAUAAUUCCUCUGAUAGUGCAGUACUGCAGCGUGGAAGACGACGAGCUGAGGGAGUACUGCUUUCAGGCCUUCGAGUCUUUUGUGAGAAGGUGCCCAAAGGAAAUUGACCCUCACAUCCUUAGUGUGAUAGGUUUGUGCUUGAAGUACAUCACCUUUGACCCAAACUACAACUAUGAUAAUGAGGAGGAUGAAGAGGAAGAGAUGAUGGAAACUGAAAAUGGGGAGGAUGAAGAGCAAGAGAGCGAUGACGAGUACAGUGAUGACGAUGACAUCAGCUGGAAGGUCCGCAGGUCGGCAGCGAAGUGCCUGGAGGCCAUAGUGAGCACCAGGCACGACCUCCUCCAGGACUUCUACAAGACCCUUUCCCCGGUCCUGAUAAGCAGAUUCAAAGAGCGCGAGGAGAAUGUCAAAGCUGACAUCUUCAGUGCUUAUAUCUCUCUGCUGAAGCAAACGCUGCCCGUGCAGAGCUGGCUGCCCGCUGCAGACGCCCCUGGCAGAGAUGAUGUUCCCCUCACAUUGCUUCAGAACCAGGUUCCCAGCAUUGUCAAGGCCUUGCACAAGCAGCUCAAGGACAAGAGCAUCAAGUCGCGCCAGGGCUGCUUCAGCCUCCUGACGGAGCUGGCCGGCGUGCUGCCCGGCUGCCUGGCCGCCCACGUGCCCGCGCUGGUGCCGGGUAUUGUUUUCUCCUUGGCUGAUAAGUCCAGCUCGUCCAACAUGAGGAUUGACACGCUGUCUUUCUUGCACGUCCUUCUUUGCAACCACCAGCCAGAGGUAUUUCAUCCUCAUAUCAAGGCCCUGCUACCUCCAGUUGUGACCUGUAUUGGAGACCCCUUUUAUAAGAUCACUUCAGAAGCUCUCCUGGUCACUCAGCAACUUGUGAAAGUUAUCAGGCCCUUGGAUAAACCUUGCACUUUUGACGCCAAGCCCUAUGUGAAAGACAUUUUCCCCGGUACCCUGAAGCGGCUGAAAGCAGCUGAUAUUGAUCAGGAAGUGAAGGAACGAGCUAUCUCGUGCAUGGGCCAGAUCAUUUGCAAUCUGGGAGACCACUUAAGCACUGAUCUCCAGCCAACCCUGAAGAUAUUUCUGGAGAGGCUCAAAAAUGAAAUCACCAGAUUGACAACAGUCAAAGCAUUAACUUUAAUUGCUAGUUCUCCACUUAAAAUAGACUUGAGACCCAUUCUAGGGGAAGGUUUUCCCAUUUUAGCUUCGUUCCUGAGAAAGAAUCAACGUGCCUUGAAGCUCAGCACUCUGACUGCCCUGGAUAUCCUGGUGAGGAACUACGGUGACAGCCUCAAGCCUGCCAUGAUAGAGUCAGUCCUCACGGAGCUCCCUGCUCUAAUCAGUGAGAAUGACAUGCAUGUCUCCCAGGUGGCUGUCAUGUUCCUUACUACUUUAGCCAAGGUCUGUCCGUCCUCCAUCUCCAAGGUCCGCGGUCCGCUCCUCACGGAAGCCCUGCAGCUCGUGCACUCGCCGCUGCUGCAGGGCGGCGCGCUCAGCGCGCUCAGCGCCUUCUUCCAGGCGCUCGUGCUCACCAAGGCGGCUGCCACGGGGUACCCGGAGCUCAUGAAGCUCCUGACUGCGCCCAUCUACUCCCCGGGCUCAGCUGGGGCCUCCUUACACAGACAGGCCUAUUACUCCGUCGCCAAGUGCGUGGCGGCCCUUUCCUCCUCCUGCCCCAAGGAAGCCCCCGGGACAGUGAGCCAGUUCAUCCAGGAUGUGAAAAGCCCCAAGUCCAGCUGUGCUGUUAAAGUGCUGGCCUUCCUCUCGCUGGCUGAGAUGGGGCGCACCAUGAACCUCGGCGCGCAGAGCAGGGAGCUCAAAACGGUCAUCCUGGAGGCGUUCGGCUCUCCCAGCGAAGAGGUCAAGUCCGCUGCCUCCUAUGCGCUGGGGAGCGUCAGCGUGGGCAGCCUCGGGGAGUACGUCCCGUUCAUGCUGCGGGAGAUCGGGAGCCAGCCCAAGAGGCAGUACCUGCUGCUGCACUCGCUCAAGGAGGUGAUCAGCGCCUCGCCGCCCGACGGCCUCCAGCUCUACGUCGAGGACAUCUGGGCCCUGCUUUUCAAGCACUGCGAGUGCACCGAGGAGGGGACGCGCAACGUGGUGGCCGAAUGCCUGGGGAAGCUGACCUUGGUGAACCCCUCCGAGUUGCUGCCCCGACUGAAAAAGCAGCUGGCGUCAGGUUCUCCUCACGCCCGGAGCACGGUGGUAACCGCAGUCAAGUUCACGAUCGCAGACCAGCCUCAGCCUAUCGAUGCUCUGCUGAAAGGCUGCAUAGGUGACUUUUUAAAGACUCUUCAGGAUCCAGACCUGAACGUUCGACGUGUGGCUUUAGCUCUGUUUAAUUCUGCUGCUCACAACAAACCGUCCCUGAUCCGCGAUUUGCUGAGUGCCGUUCUGCCCAGCUUGUACAGCGAGACGAAGGUCAGGAGGGAGCUCAUCCGGGAGGUAGAAAUGGGGCCGUUCAAGCACACAGUGGACGAUGGCCUUGAUGUGAGGAAAGCCGCUUUCGAAUGCAUGUACACGCUCCUGGAAAGCUGCCUGGACCGGCUGGAUAUCUACGAGUACCUGAAUCACCUGGAGGACGGACUGAAGGAUCAUUACGACAUUCGGAUGCUGACUUUCAUCAUGCUGGCCCGCCUGGCCACGCUGUGCCCGAGCGCCGUCCUGCAGAGGCUGGAGCGGCUCAUCGAGCCCCUGCGGGCCACCUGCUCCACCAAGGUAAAAGCUGGCUCUGUGAAACAGGAGUUUGAAAAACAAGACGAACUGAAGCGAUCAGCAAUGAGAGCAGUGGCUGCUCUCCUCACAAUCCCCGAAGUAGAGAAGAGUCCCGUGAUGGCUGAGUUUUCCUCUCAGAUCAGAUCCAAUCCUGAAAUGGCAUCACUUUUUGAAAGCAUUCAGAAGGAUUCUGCCUCCUUACCCACCCCAGAAUCAAUGGACAUGAGCUAAGGUUGUUUACUCCCCUCG
Molecule: messenger RNA, 3657 nt
Organism: Tinamus guttatus (white-throated tinamou)
Lineage: Eukaryota; Metazoa; Chordata; Aves; Tinamiformes; Tinamidae
Source: RefSeq, a predicted model, not a curated record